Scomber scombrus (Atlantic mackerel) is the source of this 3406-nucleotide messenger RNA. It is a transcript of the gene stim2b, whose product is annotated as stromal interaction molecule 2b. The coding region runs from base 175 to 2505 and encodes 776 amino acids. Gene Ontology annotation, cellular component: endoplasmic reticulum; plasma membrane. Lineage: Eukaryota; Metazoa; Chordata; Actinopteri; Scombriformes; Scombridae. Gene Ontology annotation, molecular function: calcium ion binding; protein binding; calcium channel regulator activity. The transcript has 12 exons. Gene Ontology annotation, biological process: store-operated calcium entry; intracellular calcium ion homeostasis; activation of store-operated calcium channel activity. The record is from RefSeq and is a predicted model, not a curated record.
UUUAUAUAUUUUUUUCGCUUUUCUUGUACUAUCCAGAACCAUAUUAGUAGCUAUCUUUUUUUCUUCUCCUAUUUCCUCACUGGAUUGCCUCUGUGCUUUAAAAAAAAAUCUCCCCAUCACCCACUCCCCGGUUCCACGGAUAAGAAUUUACUAGAUUUUGGCCUCAUUUCCACCAUGAAUUACAUCCACAAGGCAGUGAAUGCAUUGCUACGUGGACUCGUCAUCUAUGCGGUACUGGGCUUGGAGAGCACUUACUCGAAUGAUCUACCCGGCCACACGUCUGAUGCCGCAAACGUAGCCGUCACAGACCCGUGUCUCACCGUGAUACCACCAUGCAUAGGUGAUGCCGACCGCUUCAGCCUGGAAGCCCUUCGCCACAUCCACAAGCAGCUGGAUGAUGACAACGACGGGGGAAUAGAGGUCAACGAGAGUGUGGAGUUUAUAAUAGAAGACAUGAAGCAGCAGCAAACCAACAAGCACAGCAACCUGCACCGAGAAGACCAGCACAUCACUGUGGAGGAACUCUGGAGGAGCUGGAAGAUCUCUGAAGUCCAUAACUGGACCACGGAGGACACGGUGCACUGGCUGAAGGACUCAGUGGAGCUGCCUCAGUAUGAGAAAAACUUCAGGGACUUCCGGGUCACAGGGAACACGUUACCAAGAAUAGCAGCAAAUGAACCGUUGUUUAUGUCAAUGCAGCUGAAGAUAUUAGACCAACGACAUAAACAAAAACUAAAUCUAAAGGCACUAGAUGCAGUGCUCUUUGGCCCCCCUCUCCGUCCACAGCAUAACUGGAUGAAAGACUUCAUCCUAAUGAUUUCCAUAGUGAUUGGUGUUGGGGGCUGCUGGUUUGCCUACGUGCAGAACAAGUCCAGCAGGGUGCACGUCUCUCAGAUGAUGAAGGAUCUGGAGAGCCUGCAAAAUGCUGAGCAGAGUCUACUUGAUAUGCAGAACCGGCUAGAAAAAGCUCAGGAAGAGAACCGGACGGUGGUUGUGGAGAAACAAAACCUUGAGGAGAAGAUGAGAGACGAGAUCACCGGAGCCAAAAAGGAGGCUCACAGGCUUCGAGAGCUACGUGAGGGCGCUGAAUGUGAGCUCAGCCGGCUCAAAUAUGCUGAGGAGGAGCUAGUACAGGUGCGAAAGGCUCUGAAGCGAGCAGAGAAGGAGAUGCUGUCAGAGCAGUCGGUGCCUGAAGCUCUCCAGAAGUGGCUCCAGCUCACACACGAGGUGGAAGUUCAAUACUACAAUAUCAAGAAACAGAGUGCUGAGUUUCAGCUCUGCGUCGCAAAGGACGAGGCAGAGAAAAUAAAAAAGAAGAGAAGUUCUGUUUUUGGAACUCUUCACGUAGCCCACAGUUCAUCACUGGACGAGGUGGACCACAAGAUACUAGAAGCCAAGAAAUCUCUCUCAGAGGUAACGGCAUGCCUGAGGGAGCGGCUGCACCGUUGGCAACAGAUCGAGAAGCUUUGCGGCUUCCCUGUUGUCAACAACUCUGGUCUGCCGAGCCUGACAGCAAGUCUCUACUCAGACCACAGCUGGGUGGUGAUGCCGCGAGUCUCGGUGCCUCCCUACCCUAUCGCAGGAGGAGUGGAUGACCUGGACGAGGAUACGCCUCCCAUCAUUCCACAGUUCACAACGACCACAUUGAUCCGGCCCUCGCUGACGCGCAGCAGCAGUCUGUGUCGUUCCCGCCGGAGCCUGAUGAGCUCCCCACAGUCCUCGCUGAUGUCUCCAGACCCCGACCUGCUGUCCAUGGCCAGCUCGUCCCUCUCCUAUCGCCCUGAGGCAGACGACGAACAUAUCAUGUUCAGCUUGGAUAGGAGGGGGUAUGUAGCGGUGGCCGGAACGCCGCGGAAUGGUUUUACAGUUUGGACUCACAGGGAAACCGCUCAGGAUGGCAGCUCUGACACAGAGUGUCUCAGCUCUUCCAUUGGCCGCAAGCAGCCGCACAACCCCUGCAUACCAGGUUCAGAGACGCCCUACCGCAAGAUCUCCCGCGAGGAGCUGCUGCUGUUCAGCCAGACUCCGGAGCUCCCUGCCUCCACCACCCACACCACCAGCAGCAGUAGCAGCAGCAGUCUCAGGGACUCCACGCCCCCUCCUCUGCCUCCCACUCCGGCCACCACCCCUUCCGGCCCACCCUCCACCUCGCCGUCCCCGGCAUUGGAGCACCACCAGUUUGCACACAGAGGCUCGCCUGACAUCACCCGCAUCAUACCAGAGUCCCAGAGCGCAACUUUCUCGCAGGGGCACGCCACCUCUCAGACGGGGAAGGGCAUGUACAACGGUAUGCUGGAGAAGUCCUACAGCUUUGGCCAGCUGCCCGCAAGCAUGCUGCCCAACGUGGGGCGUCACCCAUCUCUUACCUCCCUAGACUCGGAGGGCCGAAGUGUGGGGAGGGAACACAAGCUCCAAAGCACCUCUUCCCAAGACUCAAGCGACAAUGGAGAGAAAACCAAGCGCUCCUCCUCUAAAAUCAAAAGCCUAUUUAAAAAGAAAAAAUAAAACUUGCAGAGUGAGAUAGUGAGAGAAAAAAAUAAAAAUAUAAAGUUGUUUUAGCCCUAAUACUAUGUAAAAAUGGACAUCACUGUAAGCUAAAACAUUUCAUUAUCUCUUUUUUUUGUCUUCAGAGAUGGAAUGUAGCUCAGUCUGGGUGCCUUCAAACGUUUCCCAGAGUGGUAGCAUUAUUUUUCAAUAAUGCCAUUUUAUUUAGUUCACUCAGCCUCACAAGGAAACCUGCAAAGGUCAAGGAAGAGUCAAUGAAAGGUCAAAGGUCAUGCCAGCUGUCAUUCAGACAGCCAUAACGCAUGACAUGUUUACUGUCUUCUUUUCAUUUUGAACCAAAAAGUCACUAAGUGUCGGGGUCUAAAGGUGCAGUCCACAAACUUAUUUUUAAGCACAGUGUGACUCAGAAAAUUCUUGUGUGUGGUGAAAAAAAAAAAGGUCAAAAGAUUUUUUUUUAGAACAUUUCUUGACAGUUUUCUGUCCGAACCACUUCCCCCUCUUCAAAUUAUGGAUUGCAUCUUGUGAAGUGUUCGGGUCACGAGCCGUAUGUGCUUCAAGUCAUCUCCGGUUUACGGAGGCUUCUGAACUCUCACAUACUUGAUUUAUUUCCUUUGGAAAAAAAAUCCUGCUAAAAGUUUGUUGCACUACUGCUUUCCUGGUAUUUUGGGAAAGAGCCGCUGCUUGCGGAGUACAUAUUAAAUAAAAAUAUAGAGAAUAGAGGAAUACAUGGGCAGUGGCAUUGGAGACACAACACAUGAUGUCAGAGCCAAAAUUAUAUGAUGUGUCUUUAAUGCUGCUGCUCAUGCAUGUCUCAAUAUAUAUAUAUAUAUAAAUAUACAUAUAUAUACUUUGUUUUCACAUUAUUAUGUUCUUAUAGAUGUUUUUAAAUAGAUUUAUAUUG